Messenger RNA from Entelurus aequoreus (snake pipefish), 3371 nucleotides. Its product is annotated as solute carrier family 15 member 2-like. Gene Ontology annotation, molecular function: dipeptide transmembrane transporter activity. Gene Ontology annotation, biological process: oligopeptide transport; transmembrane transport. Gene Ontology annotation, cellular component: membrane. The transcript is spliced from 23 exons. The coding region runs from base 287 to 2479 and encodes 730 amino acids. The record is from RefSeq and is a predicted model, not a curated record. Lineage: Eukaryota; Metazoa; Chordata; Actinopteri; Syngnathiformes; Syngnathidae.
AUGCAUCUUUUUUUAUUUUCAUCAUGUUUAUUCUUGUGUGCGGUGACGUCAUUCAUUCAACAAAGACGCCAUUGUUACUUUUCCAACAUGGCAGCACAACAUCCUUGUGGGCGUGGCUCACUUAGUAGUCUUCUUGUUGGAUGACACGUCUUCUUUUGUUGGACGCAGUCUUCUUCUUCUUCUUCUUGUUGGACGCAGUCUUCUUCUUGUUGGAUGACACGUCUUCUUUUGUUGGACGCAGUCUUCUUCUUCUUCUUCUUGUUGGACGCAGUCUUCUUCUUGUUGGAUGACACGUCUUCUUUUGUUGGACGCAGUCUUCUUCUUCUUCUUCUUGUUGGAUGAGACCGCCAUGAUGCGCGCGAAACUUUGUGGAACAAACUACCCGGCCAGCAUCUGCUUCAUCGUGGUCAACGAGUUCUGUGAGCGCUUCUCCUUCUACGGCAUGAAAGCCGUGUUGACGCUCUACUUCCUGUCUUACCUGCACUGGGACCAGGACCUUUCCACCGCCGUCUACCACGCCUUCAGCAGCCUCUGCUACUUCACACCUGUCCUGGGGGCGCUCAUCGCAGACUCCUGGCUGGGCAAGUACAGAACCAUCAUCUACCUGUCCCUGGUCUACGUCCUGGGUCACGUGGUCAAGUCUCUGGGUGCUGUCCCCCUGCUGGGCACCACCACUGUUCACAUAGGGUUGUCCAUGGCGGGCUUGGUCCUCAUCGCCUUUGGGACGGGCGGCAUCAAACCCUGUGUGGCCGCCUUCGGGGGAGACCAGUUCCCUGAGGAGCAGGCCAGCGAGAGGAUGAAGUUCUUCUCCAUCUUCUACAUGUCCAUCAACGCUGGCAGCCUGCUGUCCACCAUCAUCACCCCCCUGCUCCGAGGAGACGUGAAGUGUUUUGGACAAGACUGCUACGCUCUGGCCUUUGGCCUCCCUGCCGCCCUCAUGAUGGCCGCCUUAGUGGUGUUGAUGUCAGGCAGCAGACUGUACAAGAAGAAUCCUCCUGAGGGCAACAUCCUGCUGGAAGUCUGCAAGUGUGUGAGCUAUGCCAUCCAGAAGCGCUGGAGGAGGUCCAAGCACGAGUCCAGCAGGAGGCACUGGCUGGACUGGGCCGAGGACAAGUACUCGAAGCGUCUGAUCACGGAGAUCAAGAUGGUCCUGAAGGUGUUGGUGCUCUUCAUCCCUCUGCCAAUGUUCUGGGCUCUCUUCGACCAGCAGGGAUCCCGCUGGACGCUGCAGUCCACCAGGAUGAACUUGGGCUUUGGGGUCUACGCCAUCAAACCUGAUCAAAUGCAGAUGCUGAACCCUCUGCUCAUUCUGGUCUUGGUACCCAUCUUUGACCUGCUGGUCUACCCGCUGGUUGGCUGCAGGAUCAACAUCACCCCGCUGAGAAAAAUGGCCACCGGGAUGGUUUUUGCGGCGCUAGCUUUUGGUGCUGCUGCCCUGGUGGAGGUCAACGUUAUGAAAACGGCGGUGCGUCCGGCAUCAGCGGGCACGUGUCUGCUGCAGGUCUUCAACUUGGCACCAGGGGGCGUGUCUCUCCACUUCCCUGCAGGAGACCCCUUCCCCGAGCCCCUCCCCUACCUGCAGGACUCUGCGCACUACCUGACUCUGCCACUAGGGGCGCCCAGCAGCACGCUCCGCAUCCACGUCCGCCGCGACGGCUCGUCCUCGGAGUGCGACGUGACGUUUGCCCAGCAGGAGGCGUACAGUCUCAUCCUGCGGCCCUCCGCCAACGGGACAGCGUGCUCGCUGGUGCACGACCACAUCCAGAAGGACGACGAAGGUGCGCCUCUUCUCAGGUUCAUCAACACGCUGCAGGAGGCGGUCCAGGUGACGGUAGCAGAGCAGGUGUUCCAGGUGUGGUCACAUGACAAGGUGUCAGCCAAUAAGACGGUCCAGCGGGGAGAGUACAACAGGGUGAGAUGUUGCCUCAGCUCCCAGGCCUGCUCUGACCUGGACCUGGGUCUUCUGGACUUUGGAGGGUCCUACACCGUCAUCCUGGUGGAGGACUCGGGCAGGGUGGUGGCCCACAAGAUGGUGGACGUGCAGCCCAACCACGUGCACAUCGCCUGGCAGGUGCCCCAGUACCUUCUCAUCACCAUGGGUGAGGUCAUGUUCUCCAUCACCGGCCUGGAGUUCUCCUACUCGCAGGCCCCCGCCAACAUGAAGUCGGUGCUGCAGGCCGGCUGGCUGCUCACCGUCGCCUUCGGGAACAUCAUCGUCUUGAUCGUGGCGGAGGGGGCGGGGCUAGAGCAGUGGAAAGAGUUCCUGCUGUUUGCUGGGCUGCUGUUGGGCGUCUGCAUCAUCUUCUCCAUCAUGUCCUACUUCUACACCUACGUGCGGCCUCAGCAGGUGGACACCCUCUACCUGCAGGACCAGGACCAGGAUCAGGAACAGGACCAGGAACAGGACCAGGACCAGAGCGACGACACGCUGCACAAGAAGGGAAGUGACAAGGAGGUGGACAAGAACACUAGACUGUAGACUGGGUGAGGAACAAGUGAUUCCAUUUUGGGGAUGAUCCGGAUCACCUUCUGGAUUCAACCUUUUUUUUUUGAAGGACUCUUUAUUAGAUGAGAUGAGACCUGGUGGAGGUCUACACAUACUCUGAAGAACUGACCUGGUGAUAUCAGGACAUCUACACAUACUCUGAAGAACUGACCUGGUGAUAUCAGGACAUCUACACAUACUCUGAAUAACUGACCUGGUGAUAUCAGGACAUCUACACAUACUCUGAAGAACUGACCUGGUGAUACUGGUGAAGGUCUACACAUACUCUGGAGGACCUAAUGGAAUAGAAUGUAGCACAGGUGUAGAACAUCUCAGGGAGGAUCAGUGGAAACAGGAAGCACCUGAGAUCACUUUUCAGCUUCAUGUCAUUUACACUCGUUUUAUUUCUACUAAUGAUGCAACAUGGCCACUGUGUCGUUAUAGGGAUUGUGUGUACAACAAAUAAUUGAUUUGAAGGCUGCAACUUAACAGAAUGUGUAAAAAGUGAAGCAGUGUGAAUACUUAUGUACAUGACAUGUAUUGUUUUUUUUAUUUCUCAUACAAAAAAUGUAAAAAAAAAAAAAGUCACAUUGUCAUUGUGGGGAAUUGUGUGUCGAAUUUUCAGGACAAAAAUGAAAGUAUUGCAUUUAGGAAUAAGUAACAGAAUGUUCUGGCAGUAAGACAUACCAUUCAACUAUUUACAGUAUUUACUUUGAUAUAACAAUAACAAUAUUUCAUUUUAAAAACAGUAUUUAAUAAAACAUUUAAUUCUCAAACAAUGAUAUUUAAUCAAACAAUAUUUAAUUGCAUAAACAAUAUUUCAUUUGAAAAAGAAUAACAUGUAAUAAUAUAAAACAAUAACAAUAUUAGUUGUGAUGUUUUAUUA